AUGCCAAGCGCGCGGGCGUGCAGCCGGACCCGCCGCCGGAGCGCAUUACACAUCAUUGCGUCGAGCAUCAUGCAGUGUGCAUCCAUUGUGCAUCGUCACCCUGUUCGAGUUCGAGUUCGAGUUCGUGUUCGAGUUCGUGUUCGUGUUCGUGUUCCUGUCUGUUCCUUGGAGACGACCAUUCUCGCUCUCACGUGCUGCUGCCACACUCUCACAGCCACACCCACCCUCACUCGCACAUACACCCACAAUCAUCCACAAACACACCCACGCAUUCACACAGGCGCCAUGGAGAACCCGCCGCUUGCGUCACUCUCCUUGACCCAUGUGCACUAUAACCCCGCCGACCGCCUCUCCUACCUCUGUGCUUGGCUGGCUCUCGUGCCGCAGGGGCUGUGCGUCGUGUAUGCAACCCUGAUCUGGUCCAACCGUGAGAUUGAAAUCGGCCUCAUGUUCGCCGGCCAGAUGGCCUGCGAGGCCCUCAAUUGGGUCCUGAAGCGUCACUUCAAAGAGGAGCGACCGCGAGAAAUGCACGGCAAAGGCUAUGGCAUGCCUUCUUCCCACGCUCAGUUCGUGGCCUUCUUCUCCGUCACCUUGACCCUUUUCCUCUUGUUCCGCCACGUCCCCCACCCCACCGAAACCCACACCCCUUUCAGCUUCGCCGGCCGCUUUGUUCUGUCCCUACUGGCUAUGGCCUCGGCUGCCGCAGUCGCUGUGAGCCGCAUAUACCUGAGCUACCACACACAGAAGCAGGUCUUCGUUGGCUGUGCUUGCGGCGCCCUGUUUGCCAUCCUGUGGUUCGUCUUUACCACGUACCUGCGCAGAGCCGGUUGGAUCGAGUGGGCGCUCAGCACCUGGCUGGCAAGGGCUUUCCGCGUCAGAGACCUGGUCAUCCAGGAGGAUCUCGUCGAUUCAGGCUGGGCACGCUGGGAGGAAAGGCGCAAGCGACAGGACUUCCGUGUCCAGGGCAAGAAGAGCAGGUGA
This is a messenger RNA of Ascochyta rabiei, 981 nucleotides long. Its product is annotated as Dolichyldiphosphatase. The record is from RefSeq and is a predicted model, not a curated record. Gene Ontology annotation, cellular component: intracellular membrane-bounded organelle; endoplasmic reticulum membrane. NCBI's taxonomy places the organism in Eukaryota, Fungi, Ascomycota, Dothideomycetes, Pleosporales, Didymellaceae. The transcript has 3 exons. Gene Ontology annotation, molecular function: dolichyldiphosphatase activity. Gene Ontology annotation, biological process: protein N-linked glycosylation; lipid biosynthetic process. Bases 1 to 981 code for a protein of 326 amino acids.